This is a messenger RNA of Aspergillus mulundensis, 3456 nucleotides long. RefSeq lists its product as uncharacterized. The transcript is spliced from 5 exons. Bases 1 to 3456 code for a protein of 1151 amino acids. The record is from RefSeq and is a predicted model, not a curated record. Lineage: Eukaryota; Fungi; Ascomycota; Eurotiomycetes; Eurotiales; Aspergillaceae.
AUGGCAGAAGAUUUGGCGCCAAACCCGAUCGGGCGGGGCUCCGCGCGUCGAAAGUCCCGAAGUAAACGCUCCUCAUCCUCCAUCACAACAACUCCAUCUUCCAUCCUUCACCCAAUCCUGAGCGUCAAUCGGACGCGUCGCUGGGCGAUGGCUUCCAACCGGAUAGAGAAGCUGCAGAUGCGGCAGCGCGGAGCAGGGACGCGCAAGAUUAAGGAAGUUGAUUUUGGGUUCUCCCUAGGCUUCGGACCGCCCGCCGAAGACUCCUCCCAAGCUGCGUCCCAGCCCGCCAACGGUGACCUCAACACAGCACCAGCACCAGCACCAGUACCACCGCCCCUUAUCCUCGACGCUCCUCCCCUCGCUUCAGAGCCUACAACUACCUCUUCAGAGCCUUCAGCUACAGUGAUACCUCAGGCUCGGUCAACACCAUCACCUACUCGGAUCAACGCUUAUGCCGCAUCGCAGAACCAGCUCCAACGGACUCCAGGUAGCGCGCGCAACAAGCUGCCACCCCGUCCAUCGACCUUCGAUAUCCCUGCGGAUAAAGAGUCAGAGCUGGAAAGAAGCAAUAAGCGAAGGAAGAUCGAUUCCCCCAAAGGCGACUCACCAUCGAUUGGCGCGCAACCCGAAGUACUGAACAUCGACAAUCCUCCGAAUGAUAUUUCCGAGGAGUUAUCUCUGUCAUUAGAUGAGAAUAGAGCGAUACCGAUCCGGACCGUUCCCUCGAACCACGCACCCCUUUUAGACCAAGAACCUGCCGUCGAGGCUCCCUCCAUCCCUACCAUUGAACCAAAUGAAAAUCCACAAGAAGCUCAAAACGAGGCGAGUGGACAUCCGGAGACGGGAGACACCACACGACCGGAAGCUCCGCACGUAGACGGCACGACAUCACCAGUCUCGGAUUCUUCCAAGAGCUCGGGCAGAAGGCGAAGGCAAAAAGGGCGGCGGUCGCCAUCACAGAAUGAUAUCGCGAACUUGGAGUCAACUGAGACUGUCGAGCAUCAAGCUGUAGAAAAUGAAUUUGCCAAACCGCUUCCGUCCACGGAAGCCGUUGAAACAGCGCAAAACCGAAUUUCUCACGAACCGGAGCCUCCAAGAACCCGAGACAAGCGAACGCGAAGCCGGACGCCAGCCUCGGCUUCCCCCGUAGUAGCAAAGAGAUCACCAACGGAAGAGCCUGGUUCGGAACCUAUCGAGGCGACGCAAGAACAACUGGAUGAACCCCAACCCCCGGAGAUCCGAGAGCAGCAAACGCGAAGCCAAAUUCCAGCGUUAUCACAGUCUUCCGCUGAGCCGGCCGCGUCUGACAGACAGUUGAUUGAAGAAGCUGCCCUCGAGCCUGAUGGAGUACCGCAAGAGGCCGAAUCUCAAGAAUCCGAUGCCACAGGAACGCGAGAGAAGCCAACACGGAGCCAAAUUCUAGCAUCAGUACAACCUCCUGCCGAGGCCCCUCCGGCUGAUGUAGCAAGAACCGAAGGCCCCGAGUCCGGAAACGUCGAGGCUUUGCUGGAGCCAGAAGCCCAAGGGCCUGAUAAUGCGGGACUUCGAGAGACACUAACGCGGAACCGAACUCCAGCAUCGGUACAACCUCCCGCCGAGGCCCCUCCGGCUGAUAUAGCAACAACCGAAGGUGCCGAGUCCGGAACCGUUGACGCUUUGCUGGAGCCAGAAGCCCAAUCGCCUGAUAAUGCGGGACCUCGAGAAAAACGAACGCGAAGCCGAACUCCGGCCAUAGUACAACCUCCCGCUAAACCCCCUACGGCUGAUGAAGCAACAACAAAAGUGGCGUCCUCUGAGGCUGUACCGAGCGUCAUCGCAGGCAAAGGUAUUCGUGGACGGAAAAAGAAGAAUUUAGAACCUACGCAUGGAAUUGUUGUUACGAGGCCAGACUCUGCCAAGCCGACUGCUGCACGGGUGGAAACAGAAGUCGCCCCGGAUGAGGCUAUGGCUGAGCGUUCCGAAUCGUCAGACCACCCGAAUGAAAUAGACAAAGGCAAAAAACGCGCUGGAAGACCCAAGAAACAGGCCCUGUCUCCGCAAGCUAUUGAGGAACCCGUCACGAGCAAAAAGAAGAGGCAGCGCGAAGAACAAGUAGAGCUUGGCGAGCGGGUAGAGACAACCCCAGAGCAGGAACAGCCAGAUGCAGAUGUAGCUCGUGCCGGUAGAAGGAAGAAGCAACGAAUAGAGCAGGAGCCGAGCCUAAGCGAGGAUCGUGCUGAACCGGAGCCAGAGAGUGAAGGAUCCCGGUUUGGCAAGCGGAGGAAAGGGCGCCAGGGUCACGAACCAACUCCGGAGGUUGAACGAGCAGAGCCGGAUGCAGAAGCUCUGGCGAACAGAGCUGGUAGGAAGAAACGGCAACCACAAGAACGGCUUCCGGGGCAAGAACAAUCAACACAAGAGUCAGAUAUUGAUCGAGCCCGCGUCGGAGGAGGGAGGAAGCGGCGGGAGAAGCAGACGCCGACGACAGUACAGGAAGAACAGCCCGAGGCCGAGCCAGAAGAUGUCGAGAGAGCGCGGGCCGAUAAGGGGAAGAAACGACAAGAACGGGCACCGACUGCGGAGGAGGAGCAACGAGAGCCAGAAACAGAGAUCGAACGAGAGCCCCGAGCUGGGCAACCUCCUACAGACACCGAACGCCGAGGCAAACCAACAACACAGCCCGAUGAACCACCUCAAGAGAAUGCUACAGAAGAUCACCCCCAACCUAAGAAACGGAAGCCGCGACAACCGCGAGGAGAAACCGUGCCGGUCACGGUUCAUCGACUGACGAACCCUGCAUUGCUUGGCGGCGAGCCUCUUGAAUCUUCCGAUGAAGAGGAUGCCGGCGCAGACGAGCCGUCAAGCAAACAACCCACUAAACUACCCAGCCGCGGUGGUGUCAACGCGGCGGACGUACUGGCCCAGAUUUGCCGUGAAACACUCGAGAAGACCUUGACAACACUGAAAACCGGCAUCGAGAACGAGGCCAACGCCACAAGACGCGCCGAGUGGACACUACGCAGAAAAGCGGUGGAAGCAUACGGCGCGGAGCUAGAGGGGCGGCUCUUUGAUCUAAGCGAGAUGCUAGACAGCAACUUCAUGCUCAGCGCCAAAGUCAAGAAGGCAAAGCGCAACAUGCUGGACUUGCGAGGUCGUCUCGACCGCGUGCGCAGAGAGCGCGAGGCCGUCGCCCUGAGAAUGGACGCCGUGCGAAGGGAGCAUGCCAAGGAAGAGCAAGCUGGACUGGCGCGCUCUACAAUCAACCACUCCCUACACAAUCUCGACCUUGCCCUCGAACGCGGGCAGAAUCGCACAACAGCGCAAGACGAAUCGCUAACAGCCGGCCUGGAGUUUCGCCUUCGCAGCUUGGCACGGAACGUGAGCUCCAGUGUACCGGGCUCUUAUGGGGGCAUCUUGCACCAGAUUAAGUCAUUCAAUGCGCAGCUUGAGGCUACGGCGCGGCGGUUAGAGGGAUGA